AUGCCUUGGGGAGUAAGCUAUCGGAAUUUCACGGUCACAGUACUAGCCUAUAAGGAUCUCGCGGUCAGCUCAGGGGCAAGCUCAUUUCAUGUAGUUGCUGGAACUUGCACACAGCCUGACUCAAUCACCGUCUUACUAUAUCUUUCCCGCUAUACCCGACAUAUAAAAAAAGCGUGGGCGACCUCGCAAACAGUAUGCGAGAGGAGAAAGCAAGGCAAGAUAUCAUCGCUAAAUGCGCUCGAAAACAGCUUUAGACCUCUAAAUCAACGCAUGGAGAUAUCCGAUUUCAAGUCUACAACGCCUAACCAAUAG
Molecule: messenger RNA, 312 nt
Organism: Trichoderma gamsii
Lineage: Eukaryota; Fungi; Ascomycota; Sordariomycetes; Hypocreales; Hypocreaceae
Exons: 2
Coding region: 1-312 (103 amino acids)
Source: RefSeq, a predicted model, not a curated record